Helianthus annuus (common sunflower) is the source of this 1019-nucleotide messenger RNA. Its product is annotated as brefeldin A-inhibited guanine nucleotide-exchange protein 1. The record is from RefSeq and is a predicted model, not a curated record. Bases 408 to 815 code for a protein of 135 amino acids. The transcript has 3 exons. NCBI's taxonomy places the organism in Eukaryota, Viridiplantae, Streptophyta, Magnoliopsida, Asterales, Asteraceae.
CUUGAUAUCACAACUGGCUACUUGCUUUCACCCAGGUUAUCAACAUGUUAUGCCCAUCUCAAAUCACCGCUCUACCUUUCUAACGAGAGUUUGAGUAGGACAGAAACGAGGGUGGAUUCCUCAUACCGGCGACCCCAAUUUCCGGACAAGCCACACUUCGCGACCACCACCUUCGUCUCCUAACGACGAUGGCAGCGACUUCUUCUCCCUGACCCGACGUUUCAAGUCACAUCAGCGGUUGAUGGCAGUUCUAAGGUGAUGUCUGGGUGUCUUAACUUCGGUGACGAUGAUGAUAAUGGGCUCAAGAUGAACGAUUGUCUCAUUGUAUCGCUCCCCUUUUGCGAGAACUGCCAUUCAUUCUUGGAUUUGGGUUUAGGGUUGUUUUUUUGAGGUUGUUUUGCUGAGCGAUGGUUAUGAGAAAAUCAGCCUUCAGAUUCACUUACAAGGCGUUAACUGCUGCUGCUGCUGAUGAAAGGAAGAAUGUGGUGGUGUUGGCAUUUGAGACGAUGGAGAAAAUAGUACGGGAGUAUUUUCCUUAUAUAACUGAGACAGAGACCGCGACUUUUACGGAUUGUGUCAGAUGUCUCAUCACUUUCACCAAUAGCAGAUUUGACAGUGAUGUAAGCCUAAACGCCAUUGCUUUUCUCCGCUUUUGUGCUGUCAAGCUUGCCGAAGGGGGCCUUAUCUGCAAUACUGAAAAUGUUGCUGCUGCUGCUGAUGGUUCAAGCGUUUCAGUUGUGAAGGAAGCUGAUGGAGAAAAAUUUAAUGGAUGUAGACGAAAACGCUUCCUAUUGGAUUCCUUUGCUAAGUGGUGAUCUGUGUGAUCCAGGAAAAGUGCUGUAAAGCACUAUCAAGCUCAGAGAAGUGGCUCAGUGUAAAUAAAUGAAUAAAACGUGUUUUGAAAAAAUAAAGAUUUCUAUGUGAAAUCAACUUAUUGUAAAUUAUGGGAUUUAUCCCUUAAACUUUGUGUAAUAUAUUAAACGAGCAUAUUUCACGGAUAAAAGAUCCUGUUAUAAAAA